GAACACGGCGCGCGUUACCAGAGGACUGAGGGCGCGAGAGAAGGACGGAGCGAACGAGAGCGGGCGAGCGAGAAAGAGCGAGAUAGGAAAAGGACGAGAUAGAGGAAGAGAAAGAGAAAGAGAGCGAGAGAGAGAGAGAGAGAGAGAGAAAGAGAGGCGGAUUCUCGCGGCGGCUCUCGGAGCGGCUCGCGGACGACCGUUGUGAAUUCCCCCAAUGGCGCAUGCACGGCUCAGCUGUGUGCGUCCUGUACGCACCGCGUAGUGAUGCGCUUGCCAGGAUCGCCGUCCGGGUGAGCACGCCAGUGCCGGGACGUCGUGCAGGUGAGAGCGUAGGUACGUGCGAUCAUUCGGCGGUGGUUAUCGCGCACUCGGUCGCGCCGGGGGAUGCGCGGAACAUGGGUGGUGCACACCGCUACCUCGUUGGCAGCCUCGCUGACAGGCGUUCUCGGGUGCGAGCGUCCUGCGGAGUAUCGCGCGUAUCGCGUGAACUCCCCGUCGGCUGGCUUUCUCAGGGAGAGACCGAGCGCGUCGAAGUUCUCUCUGCGCUCCCGUGUGACGUCCACGACGUGUCAAGUCGCGGACGUAACCUCGCUCGCGCGACCACUCGCCUGCGCGAGAGGCUUCUCCGUCGACGAGAGAGACCCUCGGCAUUUUUCCCCUCCGGGUGAGCGCAGUGCGACGGAGACGAGCCGUGUGGAUACGAUCCGACGAUGCGUCAGCGACGCCCCUCGGGAAAGAGCUGACGUCUCGGCGGAGCGAUCUGUCGCUUCGGGGACAACGGGCCCGUCUCGUGGCGCAUCGCUCUUUGUUACACGCGCGAAUCACUGUCACCUUGUAAAUUACGCAGCUGAGUCAUUGCCCGUUGAACACACGGCCGCACGUGCCCCGCGUACUUUCCCGCAGCGGUACAUCCUUGUUACUUUUGGCUUCCGUUUCGUCACGAGUGCGGGCUCGGUUCUGGAGUCGGUUCUGUUUACGCAGAUGUCUGCGCGAUACGUUGCGCAUCGUUAGGAUAAAUUCCGAUAUUAACCGCUGCAAUUAUUCGUCGAAAUUCGGAAACAUGGAGCGUCCACUCAGUGUCACAGUCAUACAUUGCUCGAAUAAAUACUACAUUUAGCCCUUAGUUUGGAUAGUCUUUGAUGCAACAGAAGUAGUACAUUGUCGUGUGGCAUAGUAGUCCAAACUCCUACCAGGAGAGAUGGAUGUCGUGCGGGAUGAGGAUAGGUGGAGACGCCUACGGGCUCUGGAGGAGCGUAUAAAGGAUCCAAGAAGCGUCACGAAUAUCGACUGCUUGUUGGACACGGUUCAAGCCUUGGUGUCGGAUUGCGAUCACGCGAGUGUGAAACGCAUGAAAAACAUAGAAGCUUAUAUGAAUAGAUAUGACUCCGUAGCUCAAGAGAUAUAUAAAAUGCGAAUGCGCACGGACGAUUUUACUCUGAUAAAAGUAAUCGGCCGUGGAGCAUUCGGCGAAGUGCAGUUGGUCAGACACAAAUCUACGCAGAAAGUAUACGCCAUGAAACUGCUUAGUAAAUUCGAAAUGAUCAAAAGGUCAGACUCCGCAUUUUUUUGGGAAGAGAGGGAUAUAAUGGCGCACGCCAAUUCCCAGUGGAUAGUACAGCUUCACUUCGCGUUCCAAGACCAGAAGUAUCUCUACAUGGUGAUGGAUUACAUGCCAGGCGGUGACCUCGUGAACCUGAUGUCGAACUAUGACGUGCCAGAAAAAUGGGCGAAAUUUUACUGCGCCGAGGUGGUGCUCGCAUUGGAUGCGAUACAUCUGAUGGGCUUCGUUCACAGGGACGUGAAACCGGACAACAUGCUGCUCGACAAGCACGGUCACUUAAAACUCGCCGACUUCGGCACGUGUAUGAGGAUGGAUGCUGACGGUUUGGUUCGGUCCGACACCGCGGUCGGCACACCCGAUUACAUCUCCCCGGAAGUCCUGCAGUCGCAAGGCGGUGAAGGAGUUUACGGUCGCGAAUGCGACUGGUGGUCCGUGGGUGUCUUUCUGUAUGAAAUGCUGGUCGGCGACACACCGUUCUACGCCGACUCCUUAGUCGGCACAUAUUCGAAGAUCAUGGAUCACAGGAACUCGCUGCACUUUCCUCAGGAAGUCGACAUCUCGCACUCGGCGAAGAACUUGAUAUGCGGCUUCCUCACCGACAGAACGAAGCGUUUGGGCCGCAAUGGCGUGGACGAGAUUAAGAGCCAUACGUUCUUCAAGAACGACCAGUGGACCUUCGACAACCUGAGAGAAUGCGUGCCGCCGGUGGUGCCUGAACUGUCUGGCGACGACGAUACAAGCAAUUUCGAUGACGUCGAUAAGGAGGACGGGCCAGAGGAGAGUUUCCCGGUGCCCAAGGCCUUUUCCGGUAACCACCUGCCUUUCAUCGGAUUUACUUAUUCCGGUGAUUACCAGUUGAUGGCUUCGCAUGGCAAAGAGUCCGUCGACGGGCUGGAGAAUCACGUGAACAACGGCACUACAGACGACGUGAAGAUCUCGCAGCUGGAGAAUCUGUUGGACCGCGAGAGACGGCAAGUGGAGACAAUGGAGUCGCGGCAAAAGGUGCUGAAUACGCAGUUGGAUGCGAUGACGCGUCGGGAAGCCGAGUUACGGGAGGAGAUCGGCAGGGCGGACAAGGAACUGACAUUGCUUAGACACAACUACAAGGAGGCGCAGCGCCGAGUGGAACACGAGACUGAGACGCGCAGAAAGGCGGAGUCGCUGCUCGUGGAGCUGAAGAAGAAGUUCGACGAGGAGCAGACGAGACGAGUGCGAGACGCCAGCAACUCGCAGCAGACGUCCGAGCGUGUGACCACGUUGGAGAAACAGCUCAAGGAGAUGCAGUGCAAGCUGGAGAGAGAAACUGAAACGGCGACGCGACUGCGGAAGCAGACGACGGAAGUGACGGUCGCGCGUCAGGCCGCCGAGCAAAUGGCGAGCGAGUUGCAAGUCGUGAGAGCUCAGCUGCAAGCACAGCGCGACAACUUGCAGCAGGAGGUUGCCGCUCUACAGGGCCAACUCUCCAAGGAACGCAGUUCCAGAUCGCAAGCGUCGUCGCUGACGGCCGAGCUGGAGACGCGUCUCUCCGCCUUGCAUCUUGAGCUAGAACGCAGUCAUGAAAAAGAAGAGAAGGCGACUCUGGACAAUAGGCAACUGAACGAAAGGGUUUCCGCGUUGGAGAAGGAAGCUGCUAGUUUGACCCUGGAGCUGAAAGCCGCACAAGCCAGGUACAAUCAGGAAGUCGUGGCGCAUCAGGAAACUGAACGAUCGCGCAUACUCUCCAAGGAAGAGGCCAAUCUGGAGGUCGUCAAAGGACAAAAGAACGGGAUUUUCGAAGUGAAACUGAACGAGGAGAAAAGUGGAAGACAACGCGCGGAAUUGCUCGCACAGGAGAAGGAGCGCCAGACGUCGAUGCUCUCCGUCGAUUACAGACAGAUACAGCAACGAUUGCAGAAAUUGGAGGGCGAGCACAGGCAGGAGAUGGAGAAGGUCAAGGUACUGCAGGGCCAGGUUGAGCAGGAGCAGCAGAAGAGGAACGUCUUGCAAACCGAGCUGGGUCAACAAACAUCCGAAGCGGGAAGACUUCGCGCUCGCGAGCAACAAUUGGUCGGAGAGGUCGCUCAGUUGAGGGAGGCUAAACGACAAAUAGAGGAGGAGUUGCAUCACUUGAAAACGCAGAGGAACGUCGAUCAGUUGCAGACGAAGGAACUGCAAGAGCAAUUGGAAGCCGAAGCUUACUUCUCGACUCUUUACAAGACACAGACACAAGAGUUGCGCGAAGAGCUGGACGAGAAAGUGAGGCUGCAGCAGGAAUUCGAGGAAGAACGUAGCUCCUUGGUCCAUCAGUUGCAGCUGUCGCUGGCACGCGGUGACAGCGAAGCGCUAGCCAGAUCCAUAGCUGAGGAAACCGUGGCAGACUUGGAGAAGGAGAGAACUAUGAAGGAAUUAGAGUACAAAGACGGGGUCGCCAAACACCACCAGGAACUGAACGCGAAGGAGCAACUUAUAAACAGGCUCAAGGAGAACGAGAGCGAGUUCAAGAAGUCGGUCGAGCAGACUCUGAAAGACAAGGAGGACCUGAGCAAGCGGUUGAAGGAACUACAGGAACAACUCGGCAAGGCGCAGUCCAACGCGGAAGAGAUCGAGAAGCUCAGCAGCAAGCUGAAGACCGAGCAGGUGCUGAAGCAGCAGGCGGUCAAUAAGUUAGCCGAGAUCAUGAACCGGAAGGAUCUCUCGUCGAGUGGCAAGAACAAGAACAAGGCAUCCGCCGCGGAUCUGAGGAAGAAGGAGAAAGACUGCAGGCGGCUGCAGCAGGAGCUCACUCAGGAGAGGGAGAAGUACGGACAGCUGGCAGCUAAGUGGCAGAAGGAUCUGCAGGAUAUACAGGCGCAACUCGUGGAGGAGAAUCAGGCGAAGCUAAGGCUGCAGAUGGAACUGGACUCGAAGGACUCGGAGAUAGAAACGCUGCAAAUGAAAAUCGCGUCGCUCAAUUCGGAAACUGCCAGUGUCUCGUCGAUCGAAAACGACGGGGAAGACUCGGUCUUAUCCGAGCACGGUACGAUGAGGCUGGAGGGCUGGUUAAAUGUGCCAAACAAGCAGAAUAUUAAGCGGCACGGCUGGAAGAAGCAGUAUGUCGUGGUCUCCUCUAAGAAAAUAAUCUUCUACAACAGCGAGAACGACAAGAUGAACGCCGACCCGGUCCUGAUAUUAGACUUGAACAAAGUCUUCCACGUUAGAUCCGUUACUCAGGGUGAUGUUAUCCGAGCCAAUGCCAAAGAUAUACCCAGAAUAUUUCAGUUACUUUAUGCCGGCGAGGGUGAAGCGAGGCGACCCGGCGACGAAGGGAACACAAUGCCCGGAGUGGAUUUGCCGCAGCUCACAGACAAACCCGGCACUCAGUCGCUAAAGGGCCACGAGUUUGUGUCAAUAUCGUAUCACAUGCCGACGACCUGCGAAGUCUGCUCGAAACAACUCUGGCACAUGUUCCGGCCUUCGCCGGCCCUCGAAUGCCGAAGGUGUCGCAUCAAGGUUCACAAGGAACAUUUGGAUAAGAAGGAAGAUGCCAUAGCCCCCUGCAAAUUGCACUACGACCCGAACAGCGCGCGCGAGUUGCUGUUGCUCGCGGCGAAUCCCGAGGAUCAGAAGUACUGGGUCUCGAGGCUGUCCAGACGUGUCCAGAAAUGCGGUUACAAAGCAAACUCGCACGUGGACGGCACGGGACAACGAGUCUCGCCAAGGGAAUCCACGAGGUCGACCUUAAAGCCAUACUUGACGGUGCAGCAACGAUCCGCGACGUUACCAGCGAACGCCAGUAUGGGCAAGUGAUCUUGGAAGAUCCUACCGCUGGCCAUUCGAAACUCUGGUUAUGAUCAGUUGCCCCGUUUGCCCUCGAUAACAGCGAAGUCAGCGAGGACGCUGAGUCGAUCGUUCUCCGUGGCCACGACUUCGCGAUUUUCUCUUCGCGCCUUCCGGCGACCCAAGUAGACUGUUGAUAAUUUUUUUAGGUCGAGGAUAGAGAGAGAGGGGGGGAGGGGGGGAGAAGGAGGACACAGCGAUCGCGAUCGAUCGUCGCGAUCGGCGUUACGUUUGCAGCUAAGAGUAAACUCAAAUUUGAGAACUGCUGGAGAAAACAGGGUUACUACACGUAUGCCGGAUGAUGAGAGGGUUAAGAGAGAUGAGAGGGCAUGCACGAGAAGGAGCAAGAAAGACAAGACGCCGUGCUCGGGAUCCCUUCGCCCGCCAUAGUCGUUUCCAGGACAAUAACGUGAGUCACGGGGAUACGCCGUGUUCCUCGGAAUUGCCGGAUCGUUUCAUCGUGUGCGAUGACACGGUGUAAAACUUCCCUUCGUAUGGUGUUCGUGAUAUUAUAGAUAUACAUGUAUUUGCGACAGGCUGUAAGAGCGUUCUCUUUUGAAAACGAAAAAAAAAGGAUGGAAUUAUUGCAGUGAUUUCCGCAGAUUGGGACUGUAUUUAACUUUGUACGCACAUUUCUUACUGCCUUCGGAUUAACGAUUAAUGAAAUCGUGGAACUGUUUUUUAGCGUAAGGCGAAGAUCACGUUUUUUCGAUGCUUUAAAACCGAAUUUUCGGAAGCUUAUGAAGAGAGAGAGAGAGAGAGAGUAUAGUAUUUUGAAAUUAUUUUAUAUACAGAUUGUUCUCUGAGAAUGCGUGUGUGUCAUUAGAUGCGCGCCAGGAGUCUUGCUUUUCUAACGUAACUCUUGCGUCUUAGCGGUGGAUUUUGAUUAACAGUCGAUAGUGUCGAGGUGUUCUCCUUUUUUCCGGCGCGGAAAUUGAAUUGCGAAGAGUGUAAAUAACCGAGCCACGCGCGCCCGAGAGUCCAACAGCAGUGUUUUUAUCGGAUAUGAGAGGCGAGUCGACUCCGCGGAUCAUUGCGAGAGAAGGAGACCGGUUGUACGAUUGACUAGCAUGCGACGUGUGCAAGGACUAAAUAUGCUAGUGCACAGCGGAAUGAGUGCCGGCUUCAUUUGUAUAGUAGAGAUAAUAAUUACGAUUGUAAGUUAAGAAUUUUUAUUACGAUGAUACACGAGCUAACGACGUCCGCUGUAUCCGACAAAGAAAGAAGGAGCGAGUAAAAUAGAGACAUAGGAAGGGAGAAAGAGAAAGAAAGAGAGAAGGAGAGAGAGAUAGAGAGAGAGAGAGAGAGAGAGAGAGAGAGAGAACGAGGAAAAAGGAACUAAAAGACGAGAAAACGAACUAAAGAGAGAAGCAAACAUAAUCGAGAGACUUAGAAGUUUCGUCAUGGUGCCAUACGGCUUGGCGACAAGAGGAAACAAAACGGGAAAAAAAAGAAGCAAGAAACGAUCGUAGAAACCAUGUUAGCUAUUAUUAACGCGUCAUCGCCGUCUGUGUUCUUUCCAAAAUACCUCCACGAGGCAUCGCGUUGUGUCGAUACUCUCGUUGGAGCGAAGAGCCGGUCGCAGCGACAGCAUCGUCAGCUAACUGCGGUUAACUGAAUUCUCCUUCUCUAUGGGGCCGGGCUUGUAGACUUGUUAAGGUAAAAUGAAUUUCAACACUGAUCAAACAGCUGUUUUUUUCUACGGACAGAGUCUAAUGGGAACUUAUCUCUAAUUUUGCGGCAUUUAGAGAAAGAGACAGGUGAAAAAUGUAGAAAGUUCCAAUUUCUCUCUUUUCGAAGGUAGAAAGAGAAAGAGAGAGUUAAUCGAGUCUCACUUAACUUUAAUCAAUGUCGAUGAAGGAAAAAACGGCCUUUUUACUUAGAUAGUAGCUAAGUUUAAAAGGAAAUAGGAAAUCUGUAGCUAGGACCAAUUAAGAAAAGUUUGUCAUACCUACAUCCAUCACGUUUAAUUAAACUGUAGUUAACUAAAUUCUCUCUUUCCAUCUGUAUUAUAGCCCUCUGCCUAGAUAAGGGACGGAGAAUCGCUAAUCGAAGUUGGCUAACUAUACCUAUCGAUGUAAUUGAUCCCAAGAACUCAGUGAGACGUCCCUUAAAAUGGUGCUCCCCCUGUCCCAUCCAUCCUUUUGGUUUGGCGAAGCGGCGAGAGCGAGCGAGGAGCUGCCGAUGCUUCUUGCCGUCGAUAAUUGGAAUAGUGAGAGAGAGAGAGAGAGAGAGAGAGGAAGGGAGAGAGACAUAUAAAGAGAGAAAGAGAGGUUCACAUCGAAAUAAAAAGGAACACCAUCCGAUAUACUGCCCUGUGCCUUCUUCGCAGUUUCGGUCCUCUUUAAAGGCGAAACUGGAAGAAAA
Molecule: messenger RNA, 7723 nt
Organism: Harpegnathos saltator (Jerdon's jumping ant)
Lineage: Eukaryota; Metazoa; Arthropoda; Insecta; Hymenoptera; Formicidae
Gene: ROCK2
Product: Rho-associated, coiled-coil containing protein kinase 2
Exons: 13
Coding region: 1199-5326 (1375 amino acids)
Biological process (GO): actomyosin structure organization; cortical actin cytoskeleton organization; embryonic morphogenesis
Cellular component (GO): cytoplasm; cytoskeleton
Molecular function (GO): ATP binding; small GTPase binding; Rho-dependent protein serine/threonine kinase activity
Source: RefSeq, a predicted model, not a curated record